Messenger RNA from Strongylus vulgaris, 821 nucleotides. The record is from the annotation of a GenBank genome assembly. Lineage: Eukaryota; Metazoa; Nematoda; Chromadorea; Rhabditida; Strongylidae.
AUGCUUUACCUGUUUGCUAAGUAUUAUGUCAGUGGUGCCGGAAAAACAACACUUCUAAACGUGUUAACAUCGAGAAAUCUAACUGGUUUGGACGUAGAUGGUAAAGUUACUGUAGAUGGACGGAGCAUCAGUAGGUGGAAGUUCAAAGAGAUCUCUGCAUUUGUUCAACAAAAUGAUAUGUUCAUCGGCACAAUGACAGCUAGAGAGCAUCUGCUAUUUAUGGUAAGCAGCUUGAACAAGUUUUCUCUACCUUACAAAAAAAAAAUAAGGCUAAUUUGGUUUCAGGCCCGCUUACGAAUGGGGUCAAACUAUACAACCAUGGAACAGAAUCUGCGAGUGGAGGAUAUUAUAAGAACGGUUCUUAAAAUAUAUUUGAAAAUUUUAAUGGGUCUAACCAACUGCGCGGACACAAUCAUCGGUAUCCCAAACUCUGCGAAAGGCUUAUCUUGUGGUGAAAUGAAAAGGCUAGCAUUUGCUUCUGAGUUUAUGAUUACUAAAUUGCAAGCCAAGCAAUUAGGGUUAUAUGGUCCUGUAAGACCAAAACGAUUUUUGCUAUUAAUUAUCAUAGCUGUUUGCCUAAUGGCUUGCGGAAGAAUUAUCUAUCUUGGCCCAACAGAAGAUGCCAAUCCGCUUUUUGAAAGAUGUGGAUAUCCAUGCCCCAACUACUAUAACCCUGCGGAUCACCUCAUUCGAACUUUAGCCGUGAUAAGCGGACAGAAGAGCACAUGCCUCCGUACGAUUUCGAAAAUCCGACAGGGAUUUCUAGAAACUGCUCAAGGGAAAAGGAUUCUUGAAAUUGGAAAAAAUCAGGUAAGUUAGGA